AUGCUUGCUGCUCUCAUCGAUGAAAACAGCGGUGAUAAACUUUUGGAUGCAACUCGUAAACUUUGUACGACAUUCACUGAUCUGCUUAAAGCAGCUGAACCUGCCACAAAGGAGCCACGCCAGAGUCUGUUGAAUGCUGCUUCUCGUGUUGGUGAAGCUUCUUCAAGAGUUCUUACAGAAAUCCACGAAGAGGAUGAAAACCUUAAAGAAGCCCAAGAUACACUUCUUGGGCUUGGUAAAGCUGUUGCUAAUAAAGCUGCAGCUCUGGUACUUAGAGGAAAAGCAGUUGCUUCAACAUGA
Messenger RNA from Nezara viridula (southern green stink bug), 300 nucleotides. The record is from the annotation of a GenBank genome assembly. NCBI's taxonomy places the organism in Eukaryota, Metazoa, Arthropoda, Insecta, Hemiptera, Pentatomidae.